UUGGCUAAUUGACGUUCUGAUGCGUGUGCUUGUCAAGUAAUGGGAAGAGAUUAAGAGUUUUGUUUCAUUUUUUUAAUGUUAAGUCAAUGCUUUGUAGUUUCUAUAAGAAUGACUAGUACUAUAGUUUUGGUAGUCAAGGACCAUAAUUUUUUUUUUUUGUGUGUCAAAUAUUGAACUUGGAAUUUCCAUAAGAUCGAGAUCGACGACAAUGGAUGCCAACCGCGAAACCAAAGCAGAAGAGGGUGUUCAAAAUGAAGAUAACUUCAUACAAGAAAACAAGCAAAGAAUCGAAGAUGAAGACAAGAGUUUCAAGAUCUCGUCCCCAAAGCUAGAAAUUCAGAAUAUUGGCAAAGAGGACAAUGAGCUUGAAUCUGCAAAAGCUGAGAUGAGUGAGGUGAAACAAGAAAAUGAGAGAUUAAAGAAGAUGCUGGAACGUAUCGAAAAUGACUACAGAUGUUUACAGACGCGCUUUUUUGAUAUCCUCCAACAUCAACAGUCAGCUUCAACAAUAUCGGACGACAAUAAUAAAUCUCUAACAAUCGAAACACAAAAGGAAGAAGAAGCUCAAGUAUCACUUUGCUUAGGCUUACAAGUUAAUAACAUUAACAAGCGGAAAAAGGAUGAUACUAUUACUAACAAUAAUAGUAGAUCUUCGAGUAUUGUUAGAGAAGAUGCCAAGUUAAUGAGUGAAGGACUUUCCCUGGGACGUCCUCCUUCGAUUGAUUUGUCAGAUAAGCAAGGAUCAGAAAGAAGUGCUGAGAUAGAUGAUACAAAAGAAGAAACUUGGCCACCAAGUAAGGUUUUAAAGACCAUGGAAGAUAGUUCUAAAGAAGAAGAAGAAGAAGAAGAAGCAACUCCACAGCCAAACAUCAUUAAAAGAGCAAGGGUUUCUGUAAGAGCAAGAUGUGACACACCUACUAUGAAUGAUGGGUGCCAAUGGAGGAAAUAUGGGCAGAAAAUAGCGAAAGGAAACCCAUGUCCGCGUGCCUACUAUCGUUGCACAGUAGCACCAUCAUGUCCUGUUAGAAAACAAGUGCAAAGGUGUUGUGAUGACAUGUCAAUUUUGACAACCACUUAUGAAGGGACACACAAUCACCCACUUCCAGUAGCAGCCACGGCAAUGGCAUCAACAACCUCAGCAGCAGCGUCAAUCCUUUUGUCUGGUUCAUCAACCUCAGAAGGUGGCCUUACAACUUGUGUUCCCACAAUGAACACUGUCAAUCUCAAUGGAUUGAGUUAUACCCUCUACAAUAAUUCAACAAAUGGACAGUUCAAUUUACCCAACUCUUCUGCACCUACACCACCAACCAUAACCUUAGAUCUUACUGCUACUCCUUCCUCGGUUUUUAAUAAAAGACUCAUCUCUAAUACUUUUCUUCAAACACCAUCUAAUAAUUACUCUUCUACAAGUCUCGACUUCUCUUCUUCAAACACAAAAAGUACAUUGUUUCCUGUUGCUUGGAGUAAUAAUAGCUACCUAAAUUAUGGUUUAUUUCCCUCAAAUAAACCUCCUAUUGGGUCCAUAAGUUUUGGAAAAUCAUCAACUUAUCAACCAAUUAGUCAUCUUAAUUCUUUGGAUGGAAUCAACAACCAAGCUGCCACUUCUUCCUCAUCUUCUCAACAGUUGUUGACUGAAACAUUAACCAAGGUACUUACUUCAGACCCAAGUUUUCAGUCUGCAGUAGCUGCUGCUAUUUCGUCAAUGGUGGGAAACACUCACAACAACCUCAUCACCAAUUUAAAUCGAACAAAUUCUGAAUGUUUGACUACUCACAACUUGAAAUGGGUUGAUCAAGUUCAAGGAAUUUCAGCCAACUCAUUGCCUCAGAAUGUUAAGGCAUGCGCACCAACUUAUCUAAAUAAGCCAACCUCAUCAACAUCAAAUUCUCAACCUUUAUUUCCCUUUUCCCUGUCUAAAAGCUCCUCACCACCAAAUCUCAGAGACUAGUACGUUCAACUAAAUACUGUGAUAUACUCAACCUAAGCUAAGGAACUAGCUCAUUUUUUGUAUCACUUGAUCGAAAAAGGCAUGCUACAUUCAACAAGAAUUGCAGUUUAUAGAUAAAUUGAACGACCAUAAAUGUAAAUCCAACUUGAUCUAAUUUGUAAAUAUUGACUUUGAUAUAUUAUUUUCAUUAAUUGCUUUAAAGUUGGGCUAGCUUUUUAAUUCUUGGUCAAA
Spinacia oleracea (spinach) is the source of this 2179-nucleotide messenger RNA. Its product is annotated as probable WRKY transcription factor 72. Bases 209 to 1948 code for a protein of 579 amino acids. Gene Ontology annotation, molecular function: DNA-binding transcription factor activity; sequence-specific DNA binding. Gene Ontology annotation, biological process: regulation of DNA-templated transcription. The transcript has 5 exons. Lineage: Eukaryota; Viridiplantae; Streptophyta; Magnoliopsida; Caryophyllales; Amaranthaceae. The record is from RefSeq and is a predicted model, not a curated record.